GACGGAAGGGGCUCCUCCAAGCGCUUAUGGACCGCCAAAAGGAAGAGGAAGACCGGAAUGUGAUGGAGGCCAUUGUAUGGCUCGGGGAGAACGGGUUUCUGGACGCCCCGAAGAAGAAGUCCGAGGAGGCCAACAACCAGGCCUCGGAGAUGGAUGGCGCCAAGCUGGACGAGCCCCAGGCAGCAGGACCCGAGGGAGCCAUGCCCGGACAGGAAGCCGAUGCCGCUCCAAUCACCGCGUAGCAUAUGCGCAAAGAGUACAAAGAACCAUCGUGCCAUGUACAUAGACUACUUGCUUCUUGUCCACCAC
Aspergillus heteromorphus CBS 117.55 is the source of this 309-nucleotide messenger RNA. RefSeq lists its product as uncharacterized. The record is from RefSeq and is a predicted model, not a curated record. The transcript is spliced from 2 exons. NCBI's taxonomy places the organism in Eukaryota, Fungi, Ascomycota, Eurotiomycetes, Eurotiales, Aspergillaceae. The coding region runs from base 27 to 242 and encodes 71 amino acids.